CAAGUGGAAUUCGCAACAUCUAAAUAUCGUCCUUAUCUCGAGGAUUUAUCACGCUGGCAGUGUUUAUUCAACCCUACAACCUGUUGUAUAAGAAGCCCCUUUCAUGGGAGAUAUGAGGAGGAGGAGGAGGUGGUGUAUUAUAAGAGUACUAAGAACCUAACAUCAGUGAGAUGGAUGGCUGAUGUGGGUGGAGUAGAGGAUGUAAUAUUAUCGACAAUAACAGGAGAUGUUAUAGUAAAGGGGAAGAUAGAUCACGAGAUGGAGGCUGUACUUAUCUUAUAUAAAUAUGCCUCCUAUCUGAGAUAUGCCAUACAUUGGCCAACACCAUCUAGUACUACCUCCACACAGA
This is a messenger RNA of Perkinsus marinus ATCC 50983, 349 nucleotides long. RefSeq lists its product as hypothetical. The annotation marks the transcript as partial. NCBI's taxonomy places the organism in Eukaryota, Perkinsozoa, Perkinsida, Perkinsidae. The transcript has 2 exons. The record is from RefSeq and is a predicted model, not a curated record.